UGUGUUUGUGUCACAUGGAGGUGCACGGCCACCAGGAGCUGACAGCAGAACAAUAACCGGCCGUCCACAUUGAAGUACUUGACGUUGAGAGCGGCUUUAAAAGAGUUUGUGGCGUCGGCCCUCAGAUGAAACUCCACUGGGCUGCCAGGACUGAUGAAGCACUGAACUCCACAGUUGUCUUUGCAGGUGGUUUGCAUUUUGGACUGGUGCAGAAUGUACGGGCUGCUGUGUGAGAGCCUCCAUGAUUUCAUCAAAGAGUCGUACGGGGACGACGUGUGGAAGUUGGUCAGAGAGAGGGCGGAUGUCAGGCUGCACUCCUUCGUCACUCACCAGGUGUACAGUGAGAGUGUCAUUCCUCGCAUUGCAAAGGCGGCCAGCGGGGUGACGGGCACGCCUUACAAUGAGCUGAUGAACUCUUGGGGCGUCUACUUCCUGGGCUUCGUGGGCAAGUACGGCUAUGACAGGAUCCUGAAGGUGCUCGGCCGUCAUGUCCGCGACUUUGUGAACGGCCUUGACAACCUCCACGAGUAUCUGCGUUUCAGCUACCCCAAAGUGCAGCCCCCCACCUUCUUCUGCCAGGAGGAGUCCGCCACUGGAGUCACCCUCCACUACAGGAGUAAGCGCAAAGGAUACCUGCACUACGCCAUGGGUCAGCUGAGGCAGAUGGGAAAGCAGUUCUAUGACACAGACAUCCAUGUGGAGGUGCUGUCUGAGCAGAUGCACGGAGACUACUCUCACGUCACCAUGAGGUUGAUCUUUGACAACUCUGCUUACCGCUACAUCAUGAAGGAGGAUGAAGAAGAGCAGGAGAUUCUGCCAAUUACCUCCGAUUUCUUCUUUGAAGUAUUCCCUUUUAACACCGUCUUCCGACAGGACAUGGUGGUGCAUAAUGUCGGCUCAGGCUUGUCUACGGUUUUCCCGGAUUUGGAUGGAAAGAAGAUCACUGACGCCUUCUUGCUGGCUCGCCCGCUGGUGGAGUUCACAUGGAACAUGAUCAUCUCCCACCCCAACAACCUGUUUGAGAUCAUGUCCAAGGAGCCCGUGAAGAGAGAGAGGAAUCUCCACAACCGAGUCCAGAAUUCCGACUAUGAAAAUGCCAAUCGUUCCGCCGACGUGGACGUGGAGCUCAUGGCUUUCCAGUCCAUCAUCGGAGACGACUACAAAGACGGCAACAGCGCCAACGCCAUGGAGAGUUGGGGCGACGGCAGCCGCUGCCUCAGACUGAAAGGACAAAUGAGAUACAUGCCCGAGUGGGAGUCCAUCAUCUUUCUUGGAACGCCUGUGAUGGAGAGCCUGAGUGCCAUGUUCAAGACCGGCCUGUACAUCAACGAUCUGAGCAUGCACGACUCCAGCAGAGAUCUGGUGCUGGCAGGCACCCAGCAGUCAGAGGAGCUGAAAAGAGCACUCAUCCAGGAGCAGAAGAAGUCCAGCAAAUUGGAGGAGAGCAUGAAGAUGCUGGACUAUGAGAUGAAGAAGACCGACGACCUUCUGUACCGAAUGAUUCCCAAGCCGGUGGCUAAGAGGCUGCGGAAAGGAGAGCCGGCCGUAAACACUUGUGAGGUGUUCCCAGAUGUUACCAUUCUUUUCAGCGACGUGGUUGGAUUCACUCGCAUCUGCAGCCACAUUACUCCCAUGCAGGUGGUCUCCAUGCUGAAUACCAUGUACACUCUGUUCGACACGCUCAGCGAGAAGCACAGAGUCUUCAAGGUGGAGACCAUCGGCGACGCCUACAUGGUGGUGGCGGGGGCUCCCGAGAAGACCAAGUUUCAUGCCCACAACAUUUGUGACAUGGCCUUGGACAUGGUGCGCUCCAUCGACCACCUGAAGGACCCGUCCAACGGCAACAACAUACAGAUCCGUGUCGGUAUCCACUCCGGGAUGGUGGUGGCAGGUGUGGUGGGACACAAGAUGCCACGAUACGGUCUUCACGGCGACACGGUCCACACGGCGUCGGCCAUGGAGAGCAACGGAAAAGAGAUGCAUAUCCAGCUCAGCAGCGCCACCUAUGAGCACCUGAAAGGAAGCCACUUUAUUUUUGAACGAAGAGGCAUCAUCACCAUCAAGGGCAACGUGGAGAUCGAGACCUACUGGCUGAAAGGAAAGCGAGACAAAGACGGCAACGCUCAAGCGGCGUGUCCUCAAUUUGAGACCCAGACCAUCAGCAAGACCAUCGUGCUUGGGACUGAAGCCACAGGAGAUGAGGAAGGACUGGUUUUCCCACUAAUGGCCGGCGAGGACGAAGACGACAUCAAAUCCAUUCACUCUCAUCGCAUCAAGAUGGAGAUUUCGGGCCCUUCUCCAGAAGGCUCUACGGAGGAGUGUCGGGCGGAGGAAACAUCAGUCCAUAAGUCCCACUACAAAGACGUCUUACAGGACGGCCUGGAGGACGCUCACCUGGAGCUGGUGUCACCGGAUUCGGACGGCGGGGACUCCAUCAUAGAGUCACAUGACGGCUCCUCUGACUCCCACUGCUCCAAGAGCACAACGUGUUCCGUGUCCUGAACCCCGGUCUCUGGUAAAAGUCUAACUGAUGCUGUAGUCACUAAUUGACCUGUAUUACUUUGUAUUGCUGCACUUUUUGGGAAAACCACUUAACAAGAUCCCAAUAUCUGAUAGACAUGUGCUUGUUUGCCUUUUGGGCUGCUGACUGACAGAAUAUGACAACAUGGGAUUUCACGACACAGCUUAAUCACACGCAUCUAUUUCAUUUGAAUAUAAAUAAGUCUGCACGGAGAUUUUCCUCGCACCAACAAGUGUUCACUGCCAUGUGGUUGAACAUUUAUGCUGGAGAUAUUUCUGGCAGUGUUGCCCGCUACUGACAACUGAAUUUAUUCUUCUUCCGUGGAUGUUUGCGUAUCAGUGAGCUUCAGCUCAGUGGAAUUAAAGCAAGUUGGCUUCAAA
This is a messenger RNA of Nerophis ophidion (straightnose pipefish), 2901 nucleotides long. RefSeq names its product soluble guanylate cyclase 88E-like. Gene Ontology annotation, biological process: response to oxygen levels; nitric oxide-cGMP-mediated signaling; cGMP biosynthetic process. Gene Ontology annotation, molecular function: heme binding; guanylate cyclase activity; oxygen sensor activity. Lineage: Eukaryota; Metazoa; Chordata; Actinopteri; Syngnathiformes; Syngnathidae. The record is from RefSeq and is a predicted model, not a curated record. Gene Ontology annotation, cellular component: guanylate cyclase complex, soluble. Bases 214 to 2502 code for a protein of 762 amino acids. The transcript has 19 exons.